AUGGCAAAGAGGAAGAGCUGGUUCGGAUGGGUGAAAAACCUAUUCAUUUCUGAGUCAAAGGACAAAAACCAAAAGAAAUGGGGGUGGAGAUUAGGAAAAAUUAAACAGAAGCAGUACCCUACAAUUACUGCUUCGAAAAGGACAUUGAUUGAAGCAAAUGCAGAACAGAGAAAGCAUGCUUUAGCUGUGGCUAUUGCAACAGCAUCUGCUGCAGAGGCUGCAAUCGCUGCUGCACAUGUUGCUGCUGAAGUUGUCAAGCUCACAGGCGGUGCCUCUCGUUCGUACUCAUAUCUCUCCGAAGGAAACAGAAGUUUGGCUGCCAUCAAGAUUCAAAGCGUUUAUCGUGCACAUCUAGCUAGGAAAGCAUUAAGAGCAUUGAAGGGAGUUAUAAGACUACAGGCCAUAAUUCGCGGUGAAGCUGUUAGGCAUCAAUUGUCCAGAUCAAAUGCAAAAACUCAGAAGGAAAACCAGUACAGAAGCAGCCAUACUGAAGAAGAAAACUACAAAAAUGGUCAGAUAAAACUGGCUGAAUGCUGUAGUGAAAGAGCAUGGAAUUGUAGCUCACACUCAAGAGAAGACAUUGAAGCUAUAUGGUUAAGAAAGCAAGAGGCUAUUGUCAAAAGAGACCGCAUGAGACAAUACUCAUCUUCACAAAAAGAGAGAACAUUUUCUCAAAGGGUGGAAGAAUUUGGAGGAGAUAGUUGUCGUACUUUAGGAGAGUGGUUACAUGAAGAAUUGAGUUCAAAAGUUUCAGUCCAAAGAAAAUCAUUUUCCCAUGUAAAAAGAAGUUCAAUUGGUGAUGAGAGUUCCAUGCCAAACUCUCAUGUUUUUCCUAAAUACAUGUCUCUAACUGAAUCUAGCAAAGGAAAAGUAAGGUCUAUGAGCACACCAAGAGUAAGAGCAGGAUUUUUGGAUAUGUCUUCCUAUCAGAAUGAGAACCAAUGCAUGAAUUUCUCAAGUCAUCUCAAGGGUCUAUAUGGGGAAAAUUAA
This is a messenger RNA of Vicia faba (fava bean), 990 nucleotides long. Lineage: Eukaryota; Viridiplantae; Streptophyta; Magnoliopsida; Fabales; Fabaceae. The record is from the annotation of a GenBank genome assembly.